CUAGCUACCACCAUCCCAAACUCUUCUCUUCCACACGCGUACGUACAAGGGGAGGAAAAAGGAAGGAGGACGCACGUACGAACGAGUCGAUUAUCUAUAGGAGUCGUCCAUCGAUCGAGAAACCAAGAUCAAGCCGGCCGGCGGAUCGAUCUCGUUGAAUAAAUGGAGAGGAGCAAAGGCUGCCUCUCCCUGCUGCUCCUCGCGGCCGUGGUGGCGUCCCUCGUCGCCGGCUCGUCGGCGGGCAUCUACCACAUCGUCGGCGCCGGCAAGGGCUGGCAGAUGGCCCCCAACCGGACCUACUACGGGGAAUGGGCCCGCACCCGGAACAUCAGCGUGGGCGACAAGCUCAUGUUCCUGUACCGGAGCGGGGUGUACAACAUCGUGGAGGUGCCGAGCCGGGACCUGUUCGACGGGUGCAGCAUGCGCAACAUCACCAACCGGUACCAGAACGGGCCCACCAUCAUCGAGCUCAUCCCGCCCGCCGGCCCGCGCUACUACUUCUGCGGCGUCGGCAAGCACUGCGAGGAGGGCCAGAAGCUCAAGAUCUACGUCGCCCCCUUCGCGCCCUCGCGCACGCAGAACGACGACCAGGCCGAAGAGCCCGACGACGACGGCGACGUCAUCUCCGGCUCGCCCGCCCCCGCCGCAGUGCCGCUGCUCGCCCUCGCCGCCUGCUUGCUGGCGCUUUCGCUCCUGCUGCUGAUGUAA
Messenger RNA from Triticum dicoccoides, 708 nucleotides. RefSeq names its product cucumber peeling cupredoxin-like. Lineage: Eukaryota; Viridiplantae; Streptophyta; Magnoliopsida; Poales; Poaceae. The record is from RefSeq and is a predicted model, not a curated record. Gene Ontology annotation, cellular component: plasma membrane. The coding region runs from base 163 to 708 and encodes 181 amino acids. Gene Ontology annotation, molecular function: electron transfer activity. The transcript is spliced from 2 exons.